UGUUAUUAUUAUUAUUUCCGGGAUUUUUGCUCUCCUCACGCAGAACAAGUACCUGCUAUUUCACAUCGAUUCACCACAGCCACGCAGGACACGAUGGACUUUAGUAUCCGCGCCGCUAACGUGGAAGACUGCAAGGACAUCGCGCGGAUGAUCAUGGAAUUAGCAGAAUAUGAGAAAGUAACGGAGCAUGUGAAGGUCACACAGAGAGACUUGGAGCAGGACGGUUUCUCCAAGAACCCAUUCUUCCAAGGAAUUAUUGCGGAGGUACCGGAGCAGCACAAAAGCAGUGAAGGUCAUGUGAAGAUAGGCUAUGCACUUUACUUCUAUGCCUACAGUUCAUGGUCAGGCAGAGCUUCUUAUAUGGAGGACUUGUACGUGAUGCCGGAGUUUAGAGGGAAGGGCAUUGGCAAAGCGCUUAUGAGCAAGGUGGCACAGCUGAGUCUGGCUGCCGGCUGCAAACAGCUCAAUUUUACCGUUCUGAACUGGAACAAAUCAUCACUGGAUUUUUACAUCAGCCAAGGCUGUUUUGAUGUCACGGAAAAAAUGGGCUACCACUGUAUGCGCUGUGAGGAGGAGGCACUGCAAAACCUGGCCCAACCCUAAUCUACCAGCUGGGCUCCUGACUUUGUGCUAAUGAGGUCGACCUCUCAGACUUAAUGGUGAUGAAACACAAAUUCAAGGGGGAAAAAAAUUAUUAAGUAAUUAUCUGUUCAUAAGCACUGCCCCCACUUCAUUACUGUCAGGCUAGGCAAUAGUAUUGCUGUGUGUUUACACUAGGUAACGUGUAAUUUAAAUGUGUCACAUGACAAAAUGACAUCAUACAAAUUCAAUGCAAAGAUCAUAC
Molecule: messenger RNA, 844 nt
Organism: Solea solea (common sole)
Lineage: Eukaryota; Metazoa; Chordata; Actinopteri; Pleuronectiformes; Soleidae
Product: thialysine N-epsilon-acetyltransferase-like
Exons: 6
Coding region: 94-603 (169 amino acids)
Molecular function (GO): N-acetyltransferase activity
Source: RefSeq, a predicted model, not a curated record